Molecule: messenger RNA, 1933 nt
Organism: Pollicipes pollicipes
Lineage: Eukaryota; Metazoa; Arthropoda; Thecostraca; Pollicipedomorpha; Pollicipedidae
Gene: blw
Product: ATP synthase subunit alpha blw, mitochondrial
Exons: 7
Coding region: 57-1724 (555 amino acids)
Biological process (GO): proton transmembrane transport; proton motive force-driven ATP synthesis
Molecular function (GO): ATP binding; ADP binding; proton-transporting ATP synthase activity, rotational mechanism
Source: RefSeq, a predicted model, not a curated record
GCUCACGCGGUCCUCCUCGCAGCCUAUUUUCUUCACCUGGAGAGGCCGGUGGGGACAUGAUGGCGCUGUGCUCGUCAAGAAUUGUGGCGGUUGCCGCCAGGCACAUUCCUCGCACCGCAACAAAGGUCACAAAGACCUCGCUGCCGAUCGUGCAGGUGGCCAGCCGGAAGUUCAGCGCCUCAUCCCAGCAGCAUGCCGCCAACUCUGCCGAGAUCUCUUCCAUCCUGGAGGAGCGCAUCCUUGGUACCUCCGUCAAGGCCGAUCUGGAGGAGACGGGCCGCGUGCUCAGCAUCGGUGACGGUAUCGCCCGUGUGUACGGCCUGAAGAACAUCCAGGCUGAGGAGAUGGUGGAGUUCUCGUCCGGCCUCAAGGGCAUGGCACUCAACCUGGAGGCCGACAACGUGGGCGUGGUGGUGUUCGGUAACGACAAGCUCAUCCGUGAGGGCGACAUCGUGAAGCGGACCGGCGCCAUCGUGGACGUGCCCGUCGGCGAGGGCCUGCUCGGCCGCGUCGUCGACGCCCUGGGCAACGUCAUCGAUGGCAAGGGACCCCUGAAGAACGUCAACAGGGCCCGCGUGGGCGUGAAGGCGCCCGGCAUCAUCCCGCGCCAGUCGGUGCGCGAGCCGAUGCAGUCCGGCAUCAAGGCGGUGGACUCGCUGGUGCCGAUCGGCCGCGGCCAGCGCGAGCUCAUCAUCGGCGACCGGCAGACGGGCAAGACGGCCGUCGCCAUCGACACCAUCAUCAACCAGAAGCGCUUCAACGACGGCCAGGAUGAGAAGAAGAAGCUCUACUGCAUCUACGUGGCCAUCGGCCAGAAGCGCUCGACCGUGGCGCAGAUCAUGAAGCGGUUGGGCGACAUGGAUGCCAUGAAGUACACCAUCAUCGUGUCGGCCACGGCCUCGGACGCGGCGCCGCUGCAGUACCUGGCGCCCUACUCGGGCUGCGCCAUGGGCGAGUUCUUCCGCGACAACGGCAAGCACGCGCUCAUCAUCUACGACGAUCUGUCGAAGCAGGCGGUGGCCUACCGUCAGAUGUCGCUGCUGCUGCGCCGGCCGCCCGGCCGUGAGGCGUACCCGGGCGACGUGUUCUACCUGCACUCGCGCCUGCUGGAGCGUGCCGCCAAGAUGAGCGACAAGAACGGCGGCGGUUCGCUCACCGCGCUGCCCAUCAUCGAGACGCAGGCCGGCGAUGUGUCCGCCUACAUCCCGACCAACGUCAUCUCCAUCACCGACGGCCAGAUCUUCUUGGAGACGGAGCUGUUCUACAAGGGCAUCCAGCCGGCCAUCAACGUCGGUCUGUCCGUGUCCCGCGUCGGCUCGGCCGCCCAGGUCAAGGCCAUGAAGCAGGUGGCCGGCUCGAUGAAGCUGGAGCUGGCGCAGUACCGCGAGGUGGCGGCGUUCGCGCAGUUCGGCUCUGACCUGGAUGCGUCCACACAGCAGCAGCUGAACCGCGGCGUGCGGCUGACCGAGCUGCUGAAGCAGGGACAGUACGUGCCGAUGGCUGUGGAGGAGCAGGUGGCCGUCAUCUACUGCGGCGUGCGCGGCCACCUUGACAAGGUGGACCCGUCCAAGAUCACCCAGUUCGAGAAGGACUUCCUGGCGCACAUCCGCGUCACCGAGAAGGACCUGCUGGCGCACAUCGCCAAGGAGGGCUCCAUCUCGCCCGAGACGGACGCCGCCCUCAAGAAGAUCGUGCUCGACUUCAUGGCCAGCUGGUCGGCCUAAGCGGCGCGCGCGUGCGUGCCAGCUGGGCCGGGCCGCUGGUGGGGGGUGUGACGGGCCGUUUUGUAUGGUGUAGUGUCGACUGCCGCACGGAGCGCCGUCAGUGAGUACGUGUCGUGUGCGAGGGGAGCGGCAAUGGUGAACGCCAGCGCGCGGCGCACGCGCUCUGUUAUUAUAUAUUGGUUCGCCCGAAUAGACCACCACAGACGGAC